AUGGUCGCCAGGCCCGCGGCCUCUGAGGCCAGGAUGCUACUGACCAGGCUUCCCAAGCAGAGCACAGAGCCCAAGAAACACAGAGUCCAACCAUGGAGCAGAGACCACAGCACACAGGGCGACCGUCCCUGCUUGGGAGGCUGCAAUGGGGAAGGCGACGAGAGCUUUUCCUCCCGACUCUUUCUCUUCCCAGGCCUUGCUCUGUACCUUACAGUUUCCUUUCUACUGUGGGGUGAUCCCCCCAAGUUCAGAGGGGAGGACCCCAACUCCACCAUCACUGUGUCUCCCUUCCACGGGACAGUGGACAUCUGUCCCUGGAGCACGUCGGCCAGCCUGCAUGAGCUGAACGCCUUCAGUGCCAACUUCCAGAUCUCCACCAAGGACUUCUACCUGGGGGUGACCUCCCUCUUCCCCUCCAAGCCCGAGGUAGUGGCCGACCACUGCAGACAAGGCUACCCGGAUGCCCUGAGGUUCCUGGAGCGGUGCAGACUCACCAAGGAGCCAGUGCUGUGGACUUUGGUGCCUGAGGAGCCCACGUCCCCAGCUGUUGGGACCCAGGAUGCUGGCCAUGACCAAGACGAGAAGUCAGGCCUGGCUCUGAACUGGGCAGUGCCCAAUGUGGUGGUCAAGGAUGUGCCCAACUUUGAGCAGCUUUCACGGGAGCUGGAGGCCACAAUGAAGAGAGCAUGUGAGGGGGACCUCAGCAUCUGGACCUGCUUCUCCCAGUCACGACCAGUGUGGGUGCUGAAGUACCUGCUGCUACCCUGCACACUGCUCUUUGAGUAUGUCUACUUCCAGAGCAGAAGAGUGGUGGCCUGGCUGCCCAAAAUGCCUGUGGACCUGGGCUGGGUGCAGGGCCUGCUGAGAAUCUGGGCCCUCGACGUCUACUCCAGGAUGAAGGCCUGGUUCGGGCCAGUCAGGCACCUGGGAGCAGGCCCCCUCCAGCCUGGAGCAGCUCCUCCUGCAGCAUUGACCCUGGAGCCUCUGGAUGCCCAUCGGUCCUGA
Molecule: messenger RNA, 1005 nt
Organism: Choloepus didactylus (southern two-toed sloth)
Lineage: Eukaryota; Metazoa; Chordata; Mammalia; Pilosa; Megalonychidae
Product: patatin-like phospholipase domain-containing protein 5
Exons: 8
Coding region: 1-1005 (334 amino acids)
Biological process (GO): lipid homeostasis; triglyceride catabolic process
Cellular component (GO): membrane; cytoplasm; lipid droplet
Molecular function (GO): triacylglycerol lipase activity
Source: RefSeq, a predicted model, not a curated record